Messenger RNA from Ochlerotatus camptorhynchus, 3382 nucleotides. Its product is annotated as metallo-beta-lactamase domain-containing protein 1. The transcript has 3 exons. NCBI's taxonomy places the organism in Eukaryota, Metazoa, Arthropoda, Insecta, Diptera, Culicidae. The record is from RefSeq and is a predicted model, not a curated record. The coding region runs from base 1089 to 1799 and encodes 236 amino acids.
UAGGGGCUGGUAGCUGUUGUUGUCCAUCGCGGAAAGCACGGAAACGCACACAAACCAAGCAGGAAAACGCUACUUCACGUUUCCAUGGUCGGAAAAUACAUUUUUUUUUGUGAGAGCGACUUGCAUUUUCCCGAGAGAGAGAGAGAGAGAGAAAAACCUGAGAGUUUGUUGUGUGUUUUGGAGUGACAAUCGCUGCGAAAUUUUGCGCAACUGUAGUGCAGGAUUGCCGAGGCUUGGUUGUUAGAAGGAGAUAGAGGAGAUAGUACACCACUGUUGAUGUGUGUCGGUCGUUCGGGAAAAAGGGGGGUUCACGAACCGCUGUAGAGUGCCUGCGUAGGGCGCAUAAAUUUUCUUCGUCAACUGAUGUAGCGAACCUGCUGUAGGUUUUCGUGUUGGUGAGGUCGGGUGCGAUAUCCUUAUUUCGCGAGUGUGACGUUGCGAUUUGAUCCUUCCUUGAGUGUUUUCGAGAAUCGGCAAGUUCAAUUCGCAUUCAGUCAAGGUUGGUCGCUCGCCGUGAGCGGAUGCUGAAGUAAAAGUGCGCGUAGCUUGUCCCCACCGUUGAUUGGAAUAGGUGGACUACGGUUCCAGAAGAUUAAUGUAAAGUGUACGGUGUACUGUUUGGACAGUGGAAAGUGUGUGCAUUAGUUUUUUUUUGUCGGUUCGAAGGAAGAAUGGAAUGCUGUGAAGUGAGCGCAAGCUAACGAAGGAAGAAAAUUUUCUUGUGGGAAGUACAACAGCUGGCACGGAAUGCAGUCUGGAAUGUUCGGUUUUCGUUGAACCGGAAGUCCCCGGGACAAGCUACGCGUACUAUUACUGGCCCUUCCUUGUCAAAGCCGCUUUUUGGAACUGGCCAGUUGGAACCGGAUUUGCUGCAAAAUCCUUUGUCGAAGUCGUUUUGCCAGCGCCCAGCAAACUUUGUGUGGAGGAAUUUUCCCAUGCUGGGAAAACCACCCUCUCUCACGCUGCAUUGAGGUGCGUCAUCUACGUAUUUAGUGUGCAGAAAGCACCAACACUGUUGAGAACAAAAGCAACAACAUUAUUUGACUGUGUCGUCGUCGUCGUCAGCGUCGGGUGAAGAGAUAGCAAGGAUGGCACUGGAGAAGAAGCUGAACGAAAUCAUCGUGUUGAACGAGGGUUACUCGUACAUGGAGCAAGACGACGAUUCGGUGAUGAUUGCGAAUUGCACCUGCACCCUGAUCAAAAGCCAUGAUUGCAAUAUCAUAGUCGAUACUAUGACCCCUUGGGAUAGCGAUCUACUUUUGCAAAAACUGCAGGAAAAUCGCAUGACUCCCGAUGACAUCACAUGGGUGGUGAGCACACAUGGACACUCCGACCAUCUGGGGAAUAAUAACCUUUUCCUUAAGGCCAAGCACAUCGUAGGAACUAAUAUCUCCCAGCGGAAUCGUUACUUCAUCCAUGAUUUCAACAGUGCUCCCUACCGGCUAUCGGAUACCAUCGAUGUUGUCGCAACGCCCGGUCACACGUUAUCCUGCGUUUCGGUGCUAAUUCGUGAGAGCAACCUGUCCCCGGGUCUGGUGGCCAUCGUAGGUGAUCUUUUCGAACGGCGUGACGAUAUCGCCGACAGUGCCCUCUGGCUGGAUGCCGGAAGCGAAGAUCCCAUGGCUCAGAGACGUAAUCGUGCCCGAAUGGCUGCCACAGCCGAUUACCUUGUCCCGGGGCAUGGAGCGAUGUUUGCCGUUGAUCAACUCAUGCGAGACGAACUGAACAAGCAGGCAGAAGAGUCGUCGUCGUCCACGUCUGAGCGUACGGAGGAGUUGCAGAAGAAGACCCAGGAAUGAUUGUUGUGGGAUGGUGGGGGUGGGGUAAGCACGAGAAGAGACGCGACGAACAGCCAGUUUCAUAAUUCGAUAAUAGUUUAUGACUUAUUGCAAGAUGUUUGGAAAAUGUAUUCGACUUUAGAUUAGUUGUUGGCUUGUGUUGAUUUUUUGAAGCUUUAUGGUUAGAAGAAUUAUUAAAAAUUAAAGUUUGAAUGAAACCGAUCCGUAAUUUUUUUUUAAUAUUAAUUUAGGAAUUCUUAACAUAAUGCUUUGCGGAAGCAAAUUCAAGAAGCUACGGAAGAGAUAAGUUAUCAGAGGAAAUAGGAGACUAGUAAAUUACAUAUUCUACGAAUUUCGCAUCAGGAGUAGCACUUGAAAUUGUUUCCAAUAUGAGUUUGAUUAGAAAACAGCUUUCGUUUUACGAGUUUGUAUUCUAUAUCCGCUAAUGUAACAAUUUUGCAGGAUUGAAAAAUCCAAGAAAAUAUAUUGAAAGAGAAAAUAUUAAACAAGCACGAUAUUAAUAUGCAAAUUUAUGAUCAUACAUGUAUGUUAGUGGAAUUAGAGUUUCAAGUUUCUUAACAAUUAUGUAUUUGUGACAAGGUAAACAAAAAAAAAACAAAACAAAACACAUGUAUUACUGAAAAAAAGAAAAGCAAACAAAAAUGUAGUAGUUUUAAAUGUUUAAUCUUUGUUCGAAGGAAAACAAAUAGUUCUACAUUUGCAGUUGAACGGUACCAAUUUCCAAAAAGGUUGUGCUGAAAUAAGAAAAAAAAAACAAAACAAACACACAUAGUAGUAGAGAACCAUGUUUUUGGACCCGCCCAGCUCAGUAGGAGCCUGGACGGGUCUUGCUUGAGAACAAGAAUGCCAAUGAACAAGCAAAAAAAAAAAUACGCAAGUAAAUACUAAAUUAUGAUUGUUUAUUUGUUUAGAGAAAUUAGGAUCGGUACGUAAUAAUACAUCGUUUCAACAGGGACUCGCAAAAAACAACACCCGAAUUGCGAGCCGAAGGAAAGUAUCAACAUCAACUUUCACACUAUUUGGAUCUAAUUCGAUUUAAAACCGGAGAAUAACAUCAGCGAACGGAAGUAACACCUGGAAAAGUGUAAAAGAAAGCUAAUGUCACUUAUAUAAAAAAAAAAAACACACACACACUAAUCAAUGUUGUUACAAAACAAAAAAGAAAACAAAUGUUUAAGACAAACCAUUACCAUUAAAUGCAGCAAAAUGAUCAUUCAUACCCAGCAUGUAAUCAAUCUCAUCGUCAAACUUAAACUCUUCUUCAACUCGAAGGAGCUCAUUAAAAAAUCUAGUGUUAGGCAUAACCUCAUGCAAAACUGAUAAACGUUUAGGAAGGUGCCGGUUGAGUAGAUCGACCAGGUUGAAAAAUCGGCUCUUCUGCUCGUAAGCAAAAGUUGGAAGAUACAAUAAUUUGUGCGAAAGAAACCAAAAUUUACAGCAGCAUGCAGCUGUAUCUUUUACUAGCAGAGUAUAACCUAAUAUUAAAUAAUGACCGAUAAAAACUGUGUAAGUUUAAGAACCUAGAAUAAGGCGUAAUUUUAAGAAAGCAGCAGCAUGAUCAUUAAUAAUAUUGUUCAUAUUAU